Messenger RNA from Coniophora puteana RWD-64-598 SS2, 1810 nucleotides. RefSeq lists its product as uncharacterized. The record is from RefSeq and is a predicted model, not a curated record. The transcript is spliced from 6 exons. NCBI's taxonomy places the organism in Eukaryota, Fungi, Basidiomycota, Agaricomycetes, Boletales, Coniophoraceae. Bases 1 to 1692 code for a protein of 563 amino acids. Gene Ontology annotation, molecular function: FAD binding.
AUGUCUUUCGUCUCUCAGAUUUCUAGGUCUACCAUCCCCGUCCUUAUCUCCGGUGCAGGCCCUUCAGGUCUUACCGCUGCCCUCAUACUCCUUCGUAGUGGCGUUAACGUGCGCGUUAUCGACAAGUUGCCGGCAUUCAAUCCGGGGUGUCGCGGACCAGGGCUACAACCCCGCACACUUGAACUCUUCCACCAGGCCGGCCUACAUGAGAUCGUGGAGUCUGCACAGCGAUUGAUUCCCAUCCGCAUGUACAAGCCAGGCACUAUGGAGCCGGCCAGAGACGUCAUGAUGAGCCAGCCGCAUGCUCCAACUGCUCACUUUCCCUAUGGAGAAACGCUCAUACUUGGACAGAACCGGACGGAGCACCUUUUACGCGAACAGCUCGCUAAGCACGACGUGCAUGUCGAGCUGAGCACCGAGCUCCUUUCAUUCGAGCAAGACGAGGAGGGUGUUGUUGUACAGGUUGCGAAGAAGCAAGGAGGUCAUGAUAUCCCCGAGACCAUUCACGCUCAGUUUCUUUUAGGCGCCGACGGGGCGCGAAGUGUCGUGCGCAAGGGGCUCGGAUGCUCCUUCCUGGGCGAGACACGGCAGGAUACGCGACUCAUGAUUGGCGAUGUCCGUCUCGCAGGCGAGGGCCUUGAUCGUGAACAUUGGCAUAGCUUCGGUGACAUGAAGUCCAAGGCCGUUCUCCUUAACCCGAUCCACACUAUCGGCUCUGGGGAAGAUGGUUUUCAACUUAUGGCUGGGGGUAUAGACGUGGAUAUAGGCGCGACGAUCGCUGCUGGGCAGGAGGCGAUAUAUGACCUUAUACAAGAACUCCUCCCGGUCAAAGUAGACUUUAGGGAGCUAAUCUGGGUCAACGAGUUCAGGCCCAACAUCCGUAUGACGGAUAAGUUUAGCGAUGGGAGGGUGUUUAUCGCAGGCGAUGCUGCGCACUGCCACAGUCCCACUGGCGCACAAGGGCUUAACUCCAGUGUCCAGGACGCUUUCAACCUCGCAUGGAAGAUGGCCUUGGUCGUCAAAGGUCUCUCACCCCGAUCCCUCCUCGAUACAUACACCCCUGAACGUCUCCCUGUCAUCGCCGAGAUGCUCAAUCUCACCACCUCCAUCCUCAACCGCGCGGCAACCCAGGGCGCCGAUCGCUCAUGGGAGCGUCCCGAUCGCCUGCGCAUGCUCGGCGUAAAUUAUCGCUCGUCGCCUAUCGUUCUCGACGAAGUCUCCGCAGGUCUCGACCCCGUCCCAGCGUACGGAGACGCCAACAACCUGGAGGGCGGCGCACCGCUCGUAGCCGGUGACCGCGCACCCGAUGCGCCGGGUCUGUUGGACGCAGAAAGGAACAAACACAGGAUGUUCGACAUCUUCGAGCCAACUAGGCACACAGUGCUCAUCUUCGCCCCGACGCCCGAGAACGCUCGGCCCAUGCUCGAAGCGCUCGAUCGUCAGGGCAGCGGGAGGGACAAGUGGACUGAGGUGGUAAGCUCCGUCGUCGUUCUUCCUGCUGGUGCAACGGUCUCCGAUGGACGAUUGGAGGGUGUUCUCUUGCUAGAGGACGCGGAGGGCUUUGCGUACGCUGGAUUCAGCCCUGGCGAAGGCGAGACUCACACCGUUGUCGUGCGUCCGGAUGGUUACAUCGGUGCUGUUGGGCGCAGUAUUGAAGGGAUAAAGAGGUAUCUGGAGCAAAUAUUCGCUUAAGCAGGCUUUCUAUUGGGAAGAGUUGGUGUAUAUAGAUGUAUCCAUCUAGAGCAUGUAUAAUUAUCGGUGAUGUAGUCACAAUUUCCCCUCUUAAUCACUUCCUCGGAGAGCAGAGAUU